AUGAGCACGGGAUGUGAUUGUCCGGUGAUCCAAGCGGGGCCCACAUUGGCAUCGACAUGUGGUGGAUCCACUUUCAUGCUUUUUAUGGGUCUUUUAGAAGUUUUCAUAAGAUCCCAAUGCGAUCUUGAAGAUCCCUGCGGUAGACCCAAAGAAAAAAUUAUUUUUGAUCCCGAAUAUGAUUUUAUUGUCGUCGGUGGAGGAAGCGCGGGUUCCGUCGUUGCGAGCAGGCUGAGCGAAAUACCCCAUUGGAAAGUAUUAUUAAUAGAAGCGGGUGGAAAUGAGCCUACAGGUGCGCAGGUACCAUCAAUGUUUUUUAAUUUCGUCGGUAGUAAUAUCGAUUGGAAUUAUAAAACCGAACCUGAAGAUAGAGCUUGUUUAAACGAACCAGAAAGAAGAUGUUCGUGGCCUAGAGGAAAGGUAUUGGGUGGUACCAGUGUCAUGAAUGGUAUGAUGUACAUGAGAGGGAGUCGUCACGAUUUUGACCAGUGGGCAGCACUCGGGAACAAAGGUUGGUCUUUCGAAGAAGUACUACCGUAUUACCUGAAAUCAGAAGAUAAUCUACAGAUAGAAACGAUGGAUCAGGGUUACCACGGUAUCGGAGGUUAUUUGACGGUAACACAAUUUCCAUACCAUCCUCCGCUAUCCUAUGCGAUACUCCAAGCCGGGAAAGAAAUGGGAUACGAAGUUCGGGAUCUAAACGGACGUAAACACACGGGAUUCGCAAUCGCACAAACGACAAGUAGAAACGGUAGCCGGUUGUCUUCAUCCAGAGCGUUUUUGAGGCCGAUAAAAGCAAGACCGAAUUUACACAUUCUUUUAAACACGACCGUUGCAAGAGUUUUAAUUAAUCAGGAAACAAAACAGGUUUACGGAGUUGAAAUAGUUACCGGAGAUGGACGAAGACAACCGAUAUUUGCAAGAAACGAAGUCGUUUUAUCAGCCGGUGCAGUGGCAUCACCACAAAUAUUAUUACUCUCAGGAAUCGGUCCGAAAGAAGAUUUGGUACCUUUUCACAUACCCGUUAUACACAAUCUUCCCGGUGUGGGUAAAAACCUUCACAAUCACGUGGCAUUUUUCCUGAAUUAUUUCAUCAACGAUACCGACACGACUCCACUCAAUUGGGCCACCGCCAUGGAAUAUUUGUUAUUCAGAGAUGGUCUCAUGUCCGGUACGGGUAUAUCAGAAGUGACGGCAUUUCUACCAUCGAGGUAUCAAAAUCCUACGGUCGAUAAUCCGGACUUACAAUUUUUCUUCGGCGGAUUCCUUGCCAACUGUGCGAAAACGGGUCAGGUUGGAGAAACAUCCGGACCGAAUCGUGUUAUUAAUAUCAUUCCAUGUCUUUUACAUCCGCAGAGCAGAGGAUACAUAACGCUUAAAUCCGCGGAUCCUUUAGAUCAUCCGAAAAUAUUCGCGAGGUAUUUGACACAUCCGGACGAUGCCAAUCGUUUGGUCGACGGUAUUAAAAUCGCAUUGAGAAUGGCGGAAACUCCAUCUUUGAAAAGAUACGGAUUCAGACUCGAUAGAACUCCAGUUCAAGGAUGUGAAAAUUAUACGUUCGGUUGCGACGAAUAUUGGCAUUGUGCCGUGGCAAGAGCGACGGGACCUGAAAAUCAUCAAGCAGGAUCAUGUAAAAUGGGUCCCCCGCAGGAUCCUCUCGCCGUCGUCGAUAACACUCUUCAAGUUUACGGGAUUAAAGGAUUAAGAGUUGCCGAUGCGUCCAUUAUGCCAUUUGUAACGAGUUCAAAUACGAAUGCGCCGGUUAUUAUGAUUGCAGAAAAAGCCGCGGAUUUUAUUAAAAACGCAUGGCUACGAAGAUUCGAAGCUAGAUUUAAUAAUCCAAACUGGUUUUAA
Molecule: messenger RNA, 1851 nt
Organism: Pediculus humanus corporis (human body louse)
Lineage: Eukaryota; Metazoa; Arthropoda; Insecta; Psocodea; Pediculidae
Product: glucose dehydrogenase precursor, putative
Exons: 4
Coding region: 1-1851 (616 amino acids)
Molecular function (GO): oxidoreductase activity, acting on CH-OH group of donors; flavin adenine dinucleotide binding
Source: RefSeq, a predicted model, not a curated record